Molecule: messenger RNA, 1206 nt
Organism: Trichobilharzia regenti
Lineage: Eukaryota; Metazoa; Platyhelminthes; Trematoda; Strigeidida; Schistosomatidae
Source: the annotation of a GenBank genome assembly
CGGACUUAGUUUGGUUCAUAGUCUCUCUUAAAUCUUAUGUUGAAUGCUCAGACAAUUAGUUCUAAAAUCGCCAUGAGAGUUGAGUAACGCACAAUACGAUGAAAAUUUGGGGAGUACCUGUAGUGUUUGUGAAAGGAUUGUUAACUUGGUGAUAAGGUUGUUUUAAUACCUCGCUAACCAAUUGUCCUUUCUAGGCGGGAUUUUGACGCAUUAAGAGAUUUAUGAAAUGACAGAAAAUUAUCCUCGUGAAAUACAUAUACUUAAUGGUAAAUAUACACAAAACCCUACUACUUUUGGAGAUGAAAAGAAGGAACACAACAAGUUAGCCCGAAAUGUUACUAUUCAUUGGUGUGCACCUGAAAGGUCUUAUCACGAAUUAUCGCGCGAGUAUUCUGGUGUAGAUAUACGUAACAACGAGGUACAAAACGCCAAUUAUCUCGUUGCACAAGGUGGCCAACUAAGACCAGCAAUAUCAGAAGUAGAAGGCCUAGACAGAUACGCCAAACAACUUAUGGAUGAAGUUCCUUCGCAUCCAAUACAUAAAAACAGUCAAAUGAAUGGUUAUUCAUCCAAACACGAAGCCGUAAAUCAUACAACUACAGAAUCCUAUCAAUCACUUAAUGGGGAGUGUAGUUAUAAGGUUGAUCAAAAGCCUGUACAGAAAAGAUCAGAUGAUUUGACAACGUUUGAGAAGUUAUGUCAAAAUUUCGCAAAAGAUUCCACAAAUAAAAAUGAAACACGAGCUGGAAAACGUUUAGGAUUUUACCGAUUUGUUUUGGAUAUUGGUAGGGGGAAUUUUUCAAAGGUGAAAUUAGCUCUUCACAGUCUGGUUAACAUCUUUAAAUUGGUUCUGGGAAAAAAAAUAACUUAAUUUAAGUGUGUCCGACAAACUUGAGAUGAUAAGGCACAUUUUUUUCUCUCUAUCGAACACCUGUAGUAAAUGUUAUUCAACAGAUUGGUGAUGCGAUUCACGCUCAGUUGGUUAAUUUCGGUGAAUCCUAUUCUUAUUCCAAAUUCAUGCAUAGUACACAAUGACCAAAAAUUAUCGAUUGGAAAAUAUAUUGGCUAAAUGAAAGUGAGGUCUAUGGAAAGGAAAAGACAACGACGUUGAAAGAUUUUUCCAUGACGUAAUUCAAAAAUAUCAGUAAAAAUGUAUGCACUGAAAGUAAACGACGUGUAGUAUUAGGCUAUUCAAAUACAUUGGAA